UGCGUGGCAGCGGGCCGGGCGGCCGGGCAGUGGACUUCCCAGCCUGGGGGCGGCGGGCGCGCUUGGGCCCCGCCAUGCGGCCGCUGCUGCUCCUAACAGCGCUGGGCUGGCUGCUCCCGGCCGCGGCCAAGGACUACGCGAAGCCCGAGGGUAAAGACAACCUCUUGGUCCUCACAGUGGCUACAAAGGAGACGGAGGGUUUCCGCCGCUUCAAACGCUCAGCCCAGUUCUUCAAUUACAAGAUCCAGGCGCUGGGCCUGGGAGAGGACUGGGCCGGGAAGGAGGCAUCCGCAGGUGGAGGGCUGAAGGUGCGGCUACUGAAGAAAGCCCUGGAGAAGCACGCAGACGAGGAGGACCUGGUCAUUCUCUUCACAGACAGCUAUGACGUGGUGUUCGCCUCGGGCCCCCGCGAGCUCCUGAAGAAGUUCCGGCAGGCGAGGAGCCAGGUGGUCUUCUCAGCAGAGGAGCUCAUCUACCCCAACCGCAGGCUGGAGGCCAAGUACCCGGCAGUGUCUGACGGCAAGAGGUUCCUGGGCUCUGGAGGCUUCAUUGGUUAUGCCCCCAACCUCAGCAAACUGGUGGCCGAGUGGGAAGGCCAGGACAGCGACAGUGACCAGCUCUUUUAUACCGAGAUCUUCCUGGACCCAGAGAAGAGGGGCCGUAUUAACAUCACCCUGGACCACCGCUGCCGAAUUUUCCAGAACCUGGAUGGAGCCUUGGAUGAGGUCGCGCUUAAGUUUGAAAAGGGCCACGUGAGAACGCGGAACCUGGCCUACGACACCCUUCCCGUCUUGAUUCAUGGCAACGGGCCCACCAAGUUGCAGCUCAACUAUCUGGGUAACUAUGUCCCACGCUUCUGGACCUUUGAGACGGGCUGCGUGGUUUGUGACGAGGGUCUGCGUAGCCUCAAGGGCAUUGCGGACGAAGCUCUGCCCACAGUGCUGGUGGGCGUGUUCAUCGAGCAGCCCACACCGUUCCUGUCCCUGUUCUUCCAGCGGCUCCUGCGACUCCAAUACCCCUGGAAACAGAUGCGGCUUUUCAUCCACAAUCACGAGCAGCACCACAAGGCUCAGGUGGAACGCUUCCUGGAGGAGCACGGCAACGAGUACAGGUCCAUGAAGCUGGUGGGCCCCGAGGUGCGGCUGUCCAGCGCGGAUGCCAGGAACAUGGGCGCGGAUCUGUGCCGGCAGGACCGAGGCUGCACCUACUACUUCAGCGUGGACGCGGACGUGGCUCUGACCGAGCCCAGCACCCUGAGGCUCCUGAUCGAGCAGAACAAGAACAUCAUUGCCCCGUUGAUGACCCGUCACGGGAGGCUGUGGUCCAACUUCUGGGGGGCGCUGAGUGCAGACGGCUAUUACGCCCGUUCUGAGGACUACGUGGACAUUGUGCAGGGCCGCCGCAUUGGCGUGUGGAACGUGCCCUACAUUGCCAGCAUCUACCUGAUCAAGGGCAGCGCCUUACGGGCUGAGCUCCAGCAGCAGGACCUGUUCCACCACAGCAAGCUGGACCCUGACAUGUCUUUCUGUGCCAACAUCCGGCAGCAGGAUGUCUUCAUGUUCCUAACCAACCGCCAGACCUUUGGCCACCUGCUCUCUCUGGACAGCUACCAGACCACCCACCUCCACAACGACCUCUGGGAGGUGUUCAGCAACCCUGAGGACUGGAAGGAGAAGUACAUCCAUGAGAACUACACCCAGGCCCUGGAGGGGAGGCUGGUGGAGACGCCUUGCCCGGAUGUGUACUGGUUCCCCAUCUUCACGGAGACUGCCUGUGAUGAGCUGGUGGAGGAGAUGGAGCAUUACGGCCAGUGGUCUGUGGGAGACAACAAGGACAACCGCAUCCAGGGCGGUUAUGAAAACGUGCCCACGAUCGAUAUCCACAUGAACCAAAUCAGCUUCGAGCGGGAGUGGCACAAGUUCCUGGUGGAGUACAUCGCCCCCAUGACGGAGAAGCUGUACCCCGGCUACUACACCAGGGCGCAGUUUGACCUGGCCUUUGUGGUCCGCUACAAGCCGGAUGAGCAGCCCUCUCUGAUGCCACACCAUGACGCAUCCACCUUCACCAUCAACAUCGCGCUGAACCGGGUUGGGGUGGACUAUGAGGGCGGCGGCUGUCGUUUCCUGCGCUACAACUGCUCCAUCCGAGCCCCGCGGAAGGGCUGGACGCUCAUGCACCCCGGGAGACUCACACACUACCACGAGGGCCUCCCCACCACCAGGGGCACCCGCUACAUUGCUGUCUCCUUCGUGGACCCCUAGCUGGCCCAGCCGGCCACCUCAGCCCUUGUCUCAUUGCCAACGGUCACUGCCAGCAGCCUCUGGGGCCUCUGGAGCCUCUGGAGUCCAGCCACCUGGUGUAGCCUCCGGACUCUUCACUUCUCACUGUGCCUGGAGUCUCCUCGGAGAGGUGGGGCCACACCCGGGCCACACCGGAGGUGAAGAAAGCACAUCCUUGCAUGGUCCUGGCCUGGUGGUCCAGACCAGCCCUUGAGCCUCCGAUCACUUUCUUGGCUCUGUCGUAACUUGCCCUCCCACCCAUCCUCCUGAAAAGAAAAAGCCAUCUCUCUUCCUCCGCUUUUUAAUUAUUUGACCCAGAGCACUGCUCAGCUCUGGCUUAGGGUGGCGCCGGGGAUUGAACGCUGGAUUCGCAGGCCUGGAGGUCUUUUCGCAUCACCGUUAUGCCGCGGUUCUUCUCCCGUGGGCUGAGCCGAGAAGGGAGACUUGAGGGCCGAGAAAGCAUGCCCCAGAGUUUCUCCCGGGCACAGCCACAACGCCAGGGACUUCGGUUUCAAGUUUGAGGUGGACACCCAGGCCUGGAUCCACCUCGAGUGCCCAGCUGACCACACCGAGGCCAAAACCCUUCCCCCGUGGCUCCUGCCCUGAGCACAAGAGGGUGACUCAGAAACUUCACGGUGAGGAGGCUGGAAAUAUAUCGCUGUCACAGCUCCACCUCUGGUUUGUCUGCUGCCGCAGGCAGGCACUGCUGUGUCCACACUCUGCACUGCCCCUGAGGGAGCGGCAGCCCCAAACGGGUUUCUAUUAAAGGCCUUUGAACCAUG
Messenger RNA from Erinaceus europaeus (western European hedgehog), 3061 nucleotides. It is a transcript of the gene PLOD1, whose product is annotated as procollagen-lysine,2-oxoglutarate 5-dioxygenase 1. Gene Ontology annotation, biological process: peptidyl-lysine hydroxylation. The record is from RefSeq and is a predicted model, not a curated record. Gene Ontology annotation, molecular function: L-ascorbic acid binding; procollagen-lysine 5-dioxygenase activity; iron ion binding. NCBI's taxonomy places the organism in Eukaryota, Metazoa, Chordata, Mammalia, Eulipotyphla, Erinaceidae. The transcript is spliced from 19 exons. Gene Ontology annotation, cellular component: endoplasmic reticulum. Bases 75 to 2261 code for a protein of 728 amino acids.